Molecule: messenger RNA, 1365 nt
Organism: Plasmodium gonderi
Lineage: Eukaryota; Apicomplexa; Aconoidasida; Haemosporida; Plasmodiidae
Product: variable surface protein
Exons: 3
Coding region: 1-1365 (454 amino acids)
Source: RefSeq, a predicted model, not a curated record
AUGGCGAAGACAACAGAUACGUCUAAUUUGGAGGCAGCUGCAAAGAGUUUAAAACUUAAUGAGUUGUUUGAACAAUUUUUUAUAAACCAAGAAACAUCUAAUUAUCAUAGUUAUUGCAACCAAGUAAAAAAGUAUGAUAGCAGACAUGAUGGAGUCAGUGACCUCUGCAAAAAACUAGUAGGAUUUUUAGAAAAAAUUCCACAAACAACUGAUAGAACCAUGCGUAAUAAUUAUUGUGAGUACUUAAGUUAUUGGUUACAUGAUAAAGUAGGUGACAUAUACAAACAAAUUUCGGAAAAAACGGAUGAUAUACCAUUUUUUAAAGAUCUUAUUAACGUAAUGAUUGAGGUUAAUGGUCACAUUAAAAAAAAUAAGUGUACAUUAGAAUAUAACUAUAAUGUUAGUUUAUAUGAAUGGAAAAAUAGGAAAUUAUCUUACAUUUACUUAAAAAAAUAUGACGAUAUUAAAAAAAUUAUUAGUGCCGGAACUAAAGAUAAUUGUAAUAUGCAUAUUACCUAUCUUAAUAGCAUUAAUACAUUGUAUAAAAAGUAUAAGAAAGAUGAUUGUAAACCUGUCUUCCUUUGGUAUAUUGGUCCAAAUUAUGCUGAUUGUUCUUCUACGUAUAGUCCAGAUAAAUUAAUAUCUACAUUAACUCAUUGCAAUGAUGAACAACACAUAGAUAUUUUAGAUAUUGGUGUGGGACAAUCAGGAAAUAGAGAAGUUUUAGAAAAUGGACAAUCUGAAAAAGAUUCAAGUCUAUCAGAUUCAGAUCAAGCAGAUUCAUCAAGUUCAUCAGAUGUACCACGUCAAUUACAUUCACCAGGUUCAAUGGAUACAGAUGAUCAAUUAUAUUCACCAAAUUCAGAAGCAGAGGGUCCAGAUUUACAAAAUCCAUCAAAUUCAGGCACAAUAACAUUAGAAUCUUCAGGAGAAGUAGAAUAUAUAGAUAAUAGAGAUUCCAAGUAUUUUGAAACAGGAAUUUAUAUUCAAGAAGGGAGUUAUGGUGCCCAUCAUACUGUUUCUACAACUAUACUUAUGCCAUAUGAUAACACUGCUGUUUCUUCUAAUUUUUUACAAAGAAUAUAUAACAUAUUGUUUUCAAAGUACCUUCAUCACGUAAUCAUGGGUGCUUCUAUAGUUGUAGUAGUUAUCUUUCUCAUAUUUUUCUUUUCAUUUACUUCGUCAGGUUCGCAAUCAAAUAAAAGUGAAGAAAAAAAAAGAGAUUAUGAGUGGGAUUUUUGUGAUAGGGAUGAAGAAGAAUUUUCAGGAUGUGGAUCAGAAACACAACAUGCGAGCUCCCAAAUAAAUGACGUAUAUUUAUCGUAUCAACCUAGGCGUAAUUAUUAUGGUAAAUUAAGUAUAUGA